AUUGAGCGCGAGGGAGAACGGCGGGCCAGUCAGUCAGCUAUCCAGACCAACGGCGUCGUCUCUCGGAGCGCCGAUCGAGGAGAGCGACACCCACGAGGCGGCCGCCGCGAGCAUUCGCACCGAUCCUCGGCUCCGAAUGCUCCGAUCGCCAUGACUCGUCCCGUGCGGGUUCCGCAGCCGGUACCCGGUGUUCUGUGAUGAAGGGUGCCCUCGCGGCGCGGUGAGGGGACCUCCACCUGCGACUCCUCUACCUGCCGGGUGUGCCUUCUGUGGGAAAUCUCGCGUAGCUGCUACCGCGACUUGGGCAGCGACGUCGUCGUCGUCGUCGUCGUCAUCGUCGUCGACGACGGGCCGAAGAGGAGACCCCUUCAACGAGAAGGUAUCCGCGGUGCCGGAAAGUGAAAGUCGCGAGGGAAACGAGGCACGAUUGCAUACGAGUAUAUAUAUAUAGACGUGCACACGCGUUAACGAAAACGCGGGUUCGAUUAAAGGCAUAGAGACGCAGCAACGGAGGAUAGACUGGCAACAAAGGACCAGAAGCGGAUACAACAUGUCAGAUGAGGAAGACAAACCCCCCGCACCCCCUGUUCGAUUGACGUCUAACAGGGGGGAAUCAACGCCUAAUCUACCGGUGGACAUGCGUCCACUGCCUAAGGAGCCCGAUUCCGAUGAGCGCAAGAAGAAGACUCUGAAGAGCAAGAUGAAGGUGAAGGAGAACAAGGACAAGCCCAACAUCAGCUAUCCCACGAACUUCGAGCACACCGUGCACGUCGGUUUCGAUGCUGUGACCGGUGAAUUCACGGGUAUGCCGGAGGCGUGGGCGAGAUUACUUAUGUCCAGCAAUAUUAGCAAGCAGGAGCAGAAGAAGAACCCGCAAGCCGUACUGGACGUGCUGAAUUGGUACGAUAAUAGCAGUAAGGAAGCAAAAGGCUCUAAGUACAUGACCACAACUAAAAUGGUUGGAGUUGUUGCUCCGAUCGAGAGGGCGAGUAGUCCGCGAAGCAUGGGAAUGAGUAUCAGCACGGGUAUGGGAAACAUUCGCGGCCAGGCGAUGUCGCAGGCAUCCGGCAGCUCUCACUCCCAGCAUUCGUUAAGCAGGGUGAGCAGCAGUAGCCCGAGCAGCACGCCGACGGACGCGUGUGCGACCAGCUCGGAGCAGGAGGACGAGCCGCCGCCUCCGCCGAUCUCCGCCCGACCGGAACGCACGAAAUCGAUCUACACAAAGCCCAUAGAAGAGGAACCACCGCCACCCCUGACGACCACGCUGGGCUCGCCACAACGAAAUGGCAUGCAGCAGCAGCAGCAGCAGCAGCAACAGCACCAGUCGCAAUUGGAUAGAAAUAAGAAUCAAGCAACGCCGACGUCAACAACGACCGAUCAGACGCGACCGGCGCAGGGUGAUAAGGCCAGAAAGAAGAAGAUGUCGGACGACGAGAUAUUGGAGAAGCUUAGAACGAUCGUGAGCGUGGGAGAUCCUAAUAGGAAAUACACGAAGAUGGAAAAGAUAGGACAAGGUGCCUCGGGGACGGUGUACACGGCAAUAGAAACGUCCACUGGCAUGGAGGUUGCAAUAAAACAAAUGAAUCUGUCGCAGCAGCCAAAGAAAGAGCUUAUAAUAAACGAGAUCCUGGUGAUGCGGGAGAACAAGCAUCCGAACGUUGUAAAUUACUUGGACAGUUAUUUAGUCGGCGAGGAACUGUGGGUGGUCAUGGAGUAUUUGCCAGGUGGCAGUUUAACGGACGUCGUGACUGAGACUUGCAUGGACGAGGGUCAGAUUGCCGCGGUGUGUAGGGAAGUGCUGCAGGCGCUCGAGUUCCUUCACUGCAAUCAGGUUAUACAUAGGGACAUCAAGUCCGACAAUAUUCUGUUGGGUCUCGACGGCGGGGUGAAGUUGACGGACUUUGGCUUUUGCGCGCAAAUCUCGCCGGAGCAGAGCAAACGGACGACGAUGGUCGGCACGCCGUACUGGAUGGCGCCGGAAGUGGUAACGCGAAAGCAAUACGGACCUAAGGUUGACAUAUGGUCGUUGGGAAUAAUGGCAAUCGAGAUGAUCGAAGGGGAGCCGCCGUAUUUGAACGAGAAUCCGCUGAGAGCGUUGUACUUGAUCGCGACGAACGGCAAGCCGGAGAUCAAGGAGAAGGACAAGCUGUCGAGCAUAUUCCAAGACUUCCUGGACCAGUGUUUAGAAGUCGAGGUGGAGAAACGGUCCGCGGCUUCCGAGUUAUUAAAGCACCCUUUUCUGAAAUUAGCCAGGCCACUGGCUUCGUUAACACCUUUGAUAAUGGCGGCGAAGGAAGCUGCCAAAGGUCAUUAAGAGGCAGUGGCGCUUAGAUGUAGAUUCGUAAAAACGUGACUCCAAGAGUAUGCGGCAAAAAAGAAGGAAAUAAUGAAUCACCCUCCCAAAACGGAAACGGCACAAUAAUUCAAUAAUAUAUAUAU
Molecule: messenger RNA, 2439 nt
Organism: Wasmannia auropunctata (little fire ant)
Lineage: Eukaryota; Metazoa; Arthropoda; Insecta; Hymenoptera; Formicidae
Gene: Pak
Product: serine/threonine-protein kinase PAK 1
Exons: 9
Coding region: 551-2314 (587 amino acids)
Biological process (GO): regulation of MAPK cascade; intracellular signal transduction; regulation of axonogenesis
Cellular component (GO): cytoplasm
Molecular function (GO): protein serine/threonine kinase activity; ATP binding
Source: RefSeq, a predicted model, not a curated record